CUGUUUUUAGAAAAUGACUCCCAUUUAAAGUCAAGUGAAGAGGCCCUUAUACACUUAGAGGAAGUUAUAUCUCAUGUUAUUUCCGAGGCUGUUGAGUAUGCCGAUAAACCCCCUGAAGAACGGACACUUCCUGCUCUAGUUCGGAAGUCUGUUACUCAACCUCGCAGGAAUCCUGCGGUGAGCAGUUACGGCAAUAUCGCGAUCCCAAGCAAUGGGUCUCAUAUUAUGGGGUUUGGUCAAAUGGGAACAUACGGAUUUUCUCAAGUUCAGCCUCAAGCUCAUGCGAACCCUCGGUUUGCAGUACAAAAUAAUGCCAUAUUGCAACAAAAUCCCCAACGUAUUAUGACGCAAUACAACGGCAUUCAACCUAGCCAGUACCACACACAAAACGCUCAGAUACAUCAGCAGUAUACUCAAGCCGCUCAGCAGUUUCAAAUCCAGCAGCAGCAGGCCCAAUAUCACAUGCAGCUUCAGCAACAACAGGCCGCGGCAGCCGCAGCAGCUCAACAGCAGCAGCAGCAGCAACAGCAAAUGAUGUAUGCGGGAAGCACGUCUUUUUCGGUGGUACCACCGGCGACCCCAUCCUCCACCCCCACCGCUGUCACUUCUAGCAAUCCCCAAGCGGCAGCAGUCCCAGCACCUCCUUUGGCUGUCUCUCCCACUGGGGGUCAGCAGCAGUCGCUGACCCCUCAACAACUCCAUCAACUCUCUGCUGCGUAUGCCGCCGCGCAUCAACUACCUGGUAAGUUUCUUUAA
Molecule: messenger RNA, 756 nt
Organism: Mesocestoides corti
Lineage: Eukaryota; Metazoa; Platyhelminthes; Cestoda; Cyclophyllidea; Mesocestoididae
Source: the annotation of a GenBank genome assembly